This is a messenger RNA of Gigantopelta aegis, 1033 nucleotides long. RefSeq names its product putative nuclease HARBI1. Lineage: Eukaryota; Metazoa; Mollusca; Gastropoda; Neomphalida; Peltospiridae. The transcript has 4 exons. The record is from RefSeq and is a predicted model, not a curated record. Bases 1 to 1029 code for a protein of 342 amino acids.
AUGGCCGCCAUAAUUUAUCAAGCGUUGAUUGCACGACAAAUUCGGAGAGAAAGAAUAUUCAGAGACAGAUCGUAUUUGUUAGAGACACUGCAAGACAGUGAUUACAUUCCAAGAUAUCGAUUUCCUCGGACAACAAUAUUACAACUGACCGAUUUGAUAAGAGAGGACAUCGUGAGACCGAGUUGCAGAAGUCACCCCAUUCAACCACACAUUCAGGUGAUGGUUACUUUAAGAUAUUUAGCUAAAGGAGAUUUCUUGUCUGAAGUUGCAGACGUACAUGGCAUAUCAAAGUCAUCGGCAUCCAGAUGCAUAAACAGUGUAUGUGAUGCUAUGUGUCACAGACUUAAUAAUAUACACUUUCCACGUAACAAUGCUGAAGUGAGAGAAGUAAAAGAGAAGUUUUACUCGUUGGCAUCCUUUCCAAAUGUAAUUGGUGCCAUAGAUGGUACAUUAAUACCAAUUCAAGGUAUGACAGGAACUGAUGAAAAUCUGUACAUUUGUCGCAAAGGGUUCCAUGCUUUAAACAUCAUGGCAGUGGCUGAUGCAAAAAUGAGAUUCAUCAAUAUAAAUACAAGAUUCCCUGGUGCAUCUCAUGAUGCAUAUAUUUUAAUGAGUUCCAACAUUCACCGAAUGAUGGAGAACUUGCCAGAAGGAGGGUGGCUUGUUGGUGAUUCUGGAUAUCCAUUGAAAACAUGGCUGAUGACACCCCUCAUUCAUCCAACAAGUCACAAAGAAAUAUCAUACAACAGGGCACAUUGCAAAACAAGAGUCGUCAUUGAAAGGGCAUUUGGUGUCUUAAAAUCCAGAUUCAGAUGUAUCCAUAAAAGUGGUGGAGCAUUACCAUUUUCGCCGAAAAAAUGCUCACGAAUAAUUGAAACAACCUUCCGUCUGCAUAAUAAAGCAAUAAAUGAAAACAUUCCUCUGCUACAUGGUGGACAUAUACUGCAAAUAAACAACAACCACAUUUGCAGAAAUGUUCCUGACAGACAAGCACAAACAAUUCGCCAGCAACUAAUUGCAAGAUUUUAAAAGC